Perca flavescens (yellow perch) is the source of this 1882-nucleotide messenger RNA. RefSeq names its product actin-related protein 3. Bases 183 to 1439 code for a protein of 418 amino acids. The record is from RefSeq and is a predicted model, not a curated record. NCBI's taxonomy places the organism in Eukaryota, Metazoa, Chordata, Actinopteri, Perciformes, Percidae. The transcript is spliced from 12 exons.
CGGCCUCUCUGCACCUCUGCACACGGCCUCCGCCAUCUUGCCUGCCAGUCGCCGAGUGCGGAAGUGGAAACGGCACAGGGGUUCCGCCUGUGGACGGCUUGCCAUAUCCUCUAGCCGACUGCCGACACAGCCUGCUGUCAGUCAAAUUUAACCGUUUGUAAACAACAGAGACUCGGGGAGAGAUGGCUGGACGAUUACCGGCGUGUGUUGUCGACUGCGGCACAGGUUACACCAAACUGGGAUAUGCAGGGAACACAGAGCCACAGUUCAUCGUUCCAUCGUGUAUCGCCAUCAAAGAGUCAGCCAAGGUUGGGGACCAGGCCCAGCGGAGGAUGAUGAAGGGGGUGGAUGACUUGGAUUUCUACAUCGGAGACGAAGCAGUAGAUAAGCCGUCAUAUUCCACUAAGUGGCCAAUCCGUCAUGGGAUUGUGGAGGACUGGGACCUAAUGGAGCGCUUCAUGGAGCAGAUCAUCUUUAAGUACCUGAGGGCUGAGCCUGAGGACCACUACUUCCUCCUGACAGAGCCUCCUCUGAACACACCAGAAAACCGAGAGUACACAGCCGAGAUCAUGUUCGAAUCCUUCAAUGUACCAGGGCUUUACAUCGCUGUGCAGGCUGUGCUUGCUCUGGCAGCCUCCUGGACGUCCAGACAGGUGGGAGAGAGGACGCUAACAGGAACGGUCAUCGACAGCGGAGACGGUGUCACCCACGUCAUCCCUGUGGCUGAAGGUUAUGUCAUUGGCAGCUGUAUAAAGCACAUUCCUAUCGCAGGGCGCGACAUCACCUACUUCACACAGCAGCUUCUGAGGGAGAGGGAGGUGGGCAUCCCACCGGAGCAGUCCCUGGAGACGGCCAAGGCAGUCAAGGAGCGGUUCAGCUACGUGUGCCCAGAUCUAGUCAAAGAAUUCAGCAAGUAUGACACUGACGGCUCAAAGUGGAUCAAGCAGUACACCGGCAUCAAUUCCAUCAGCAAGAAGGAGUUCACCAUCGAUGUGGGCUACGAGCGCUUCCUGGGGCCUGAGAUCUUCUUCCACCCAGAGUUUGCCAACCCUGACUUCACCCAGCCUAUCUCUGAAGUUGUGGACGAGGUCAUUCAGAACUGCCCCAUUGAUGUCAGGCGCCCUCUCUAUAAGAACGUUGUUCUGUCAGGAGGCUCCACCAUGUUCAGGGACUUUGGCCGGCGUUUGCAGAGAGACUUAAAGAGGACGGUUGAUGCCCGACUGAAGAUGAGCGAGGAGCUGAGCGGAGGCAAGCUCAAGCCCAAACCAAUCGAUGUCCAAGUUAUCACUCAUCAUAUGCAGAGAUAUGCAGUGUGGUUUGGUGGAUCAAUGUUAGCAUCAACUCCUGAGUUCUACCAGGUUUGCCACACCAAAAAGGACUAUGAAGAGAUCGGGCCGAGCAUCUGUCGCCACAACCCUGUGUUUGGAGUCAUGUCUUAACUCUGGACCUCCGAAGUGGCGGGUGGGGGUGCUGAAGUUGGGCUGUGUGUAAAAUUGACAGGCUCAGGAGGUGGGGGACGGUGGUGCUUCUGUGCUUUUUAAUUACUUGUUUAGCUAUGGAUGUGUGGGACGAGAAGGCGAUCCAGAAUAUACAAAAGAGAAAAAAAGAUGACCAAACACAGACCGGCUGGAAAAUUUAUUGUGAAUGUUCCUAUAUUUCUUUAUUAUCAUUAUUUUUUUUUUUUCCUUCAAAAUGAGGGAAAAUAGUUUGUAAGCCAAAACUGUUUUAAGAGCAUUGCUGGAUCUGUUGCAACACGCAGUGAGUGGUGAUGAUUAUAAAAAUGGUGUUGGUCUCCACCAACACCACCUAGCAUGAUUAUAAAAACAUUGAUAGUGAUUUACCUGACACCAGAACAUAUUUAUGUUUAUAAAACUUAAGUCCA